Messenger RNA from Tachysurus vachellii, 1540 nucleotides. RefSeq names its product interferon-induced protein 44-like. The record is from RefSeq and is a predicted model, not a curated record. The transcript is spliced from 10 exons. The coding region runs from base 87 to 1010 and encodes 307 amino acids. Lineage: Eukaryota; Metazoa; Chordata; Actinopteri; Siluriformes; Bagridae.
AAAGUUGUAGGGGCUUAGAUCUACAACACAAAGGACUUCCGAAUUAAUUACUUAUAGUGAAUUCUUCAAUUCAAAGAUUCUGCAAAAUGUCAGCCUUCUGGAGACAGCUGAGUAAAAACAAGAUGCCCCUCUUUAAAUGUUUAUUCAAUAAAGAACCCCAUUCCAAUUCUGAAGAUGACAAAGACAGUGCUGUCGAGUUUGAUGAACCAUGGAGAGAAAUAAAAUGGAACAAAAGUGAGAUAGUACAAGAGUUGAAAGAAUUUGAACUAUCCAAUCCAGAAAUCAAGCAUCUCCGAUUUCUGAUGACUGGACCUGUUGGGUCUGGGAAAUCCAGCUUUGUGAAUUCAGUCAAUAAUGCAUUUCAAAACAGAAUUACGAACAAAGCAGUCAUGGCGACAACGUCAGAAACCAGUUGCACUGAAAUAUUCAGAAGCUACAAAAUCAAAAAUGAAACGUCUGGAACUUUAUCGUUCGUGUUCUGUGAUACUAUGGGUGUGGAAAAGGGCAGCAAAAAAGGAGUUGACGUGCGUGAUCUGAAUAAUGCCCUGCAGGGCCAUUUGACUGAAGGAUAUCAGUUUAAUCAGCACUGUUGUAUAACUACUGAUGACCCAGGUUUCAAUAGCAAACCUACACUGGAAGAUAAAAUACAAUGUGUGAUCUGUGCUAUAUCAGGAAACACCAUUUCUCAACUGGAUCAAGGGGUCAUUAUCAAAAUUAAACAAAACUUUAAAGAAGCUGCAAAACUUGGAAUCUCUCAAGUUAUAAUCGUGACAAAGAUCGAUGAGUUCUGUCCUCUUGUCAACAAGGAUCUGAAAAAUGUCUACAAGAGCAAGAAAAUUAAGGAUAAGAUGAAGGAGUGCAGUAACUUCUUGUCAGUCCCAAUGACCUGUAUCUUCCCUGUGAAGAACUACCACGAACAGACCAAAACAGACGACGACAUCGAUGUCCUCCUUCUCUCAGCACUCAAACAAAUUCUACAUUUUGCCAAUGAUUUAACUGAAAAGCUCUAAACUCAUCACACUACAAAAAUGACUCUUAAAAAAAAAUGUUCAUUUGGAAGAUUCGACCUAAAUGUAACAGCUUAGAAGCAAAGAAAAGAAAGUCCUUUGGUAUAGUCUACAUAUGUACUGAGUCACUUUAAAAAGAAAUUGUUAGAACUUUCUGCUAUUAGAGCAUAUAAAUUAGCUACCUAGCUAACCAAGACUGAUAGUCAGCUAAUCAUGUAAAUAACAAAAUCCGAGGACUCUAUAUAAAUAAUGUGGCUAAAUCUGGGCUUUAUAUGAUUACCAUCAUGUGAAUGCAAUUAACAUAUGCAUAUACAUAUUCAUACUGUAUAUAUAACAUCAUUGUUCAUUUUUAGGCUUACUAAUCAUAUGAUUAUUAUUUGUGUAUUUAUUAUUCAAUGUUUUGUUUUAUUACAUUUUACAAUAUUAUUUCACAACUCAUAGGUAUCCAUGCAAGUACUAAUUACGAGGGAAAAGGGUGUGAUUGAAUAAGACUUCUUGUGAUUUUUAAUAUAGAUGGCUUUUCUUCAUUAGCU